CACUCCCUCCCCUCCCCUCCCCUUCUCCUUCCCCACUGCUUCAUCGAGUUUGGGGCAGUUCGCGGAUUUCCCUCGAGGAACAGGAGAAAUUUUUGCUCUAGGGUUUGGAUGCGAGGAUGGGUCCGGAGGAGGCCGUGAAGGAGCAGAAGAAGAGGAGGGAGAUGGAGGAUGCUCACGAAGUCGGGAGGUGCCCAAGCUGCGGCUAUGGCGCGGCGGGACUGAAGAUGGUGGUGUCGGCAAGACGCCGGCGAGGCGCAACGCAAGGAGAUUGCGUUCUUGUAUUGAUGCGUGCUUUAGCUGUCGUUGGGAUGUUAAUAUGGUUAAUUGAUGGUAUGGCAAAGAUGUACAUUAAUCUUGGACCCGAGCGGCGAUGGAUCUUCUACUCGGUGGUGGUAGAGGGCAUAGUUGUCAUGGUUGGAGGCGGAAUGUUUCUGUUUUGGAGUUCUGGUUGAGAAAAUUAACAUGUAGAAGUUGUAAGAUUCCUAGGUUCCAAGUAGGCCCUUAGCUGUCGCAAUGUAUGUAUUUUGCUAGUUGGACAGAUGUAACGUUGAUAAUACGUUAUUAUAUGUUUCAACUUUCGACUUAUGGUGUUUACAUGCGGAGAGAGUGUUGUCCUCCAGCUCCAUAGGAUUGUGUUCCUAUAGGAAUACAAAUUAAACAAGCAUUUUUCCUCAUAUUUAAAUUGGUUGCAUCGCCUUGCGAGCGCAUGAAAUUUUGACUCGCCUUUUUGCUGUGUUUCUUUGUGUUUGGAGGAAUUGAAUUUUUCUGUUUUCUGUCCGAUCCCGGAUCUACCUCUGCAUUGCGCGGCCCACCCAAUAAAGAUAGCCUGCUGGACCCGGCCCAGGUAGCUCUAGCCCGGUAGUAUAAUCGAAGUGGGUACCGGAAACGGGGACCCAAACAGAUCAGAAGCCGACAACUUUAGGGCUCACACAUAGAUCGAAGACGGGAGCCUCGCAUCACCCAAACAGAUCAGAAGCCGACAACUUUAGGGCUCAAACAUAGAUCGAAGACGGAAGCCUCGCAUCGGUUUCGUUUGAUCGAGAGGAAGAGGAGGAGGAUCCAUCAUCCAUGGGAGCUGCAGCUUCGAGCCAUGAUCGGCAGAGGGGGACGGAUGCUGGUGCACGCUACAGAUCAUUUGAGGAGAUGGUCAACGAAACCUUCAUGGUGUCAGGAACUGCGGUGGGUAGCCAUGGUGAAGUAGUUGGUAUUCCGGUAGAAGCAAACCAGGGAGCUCAGGACGAUGCAGCCCGUGGUUCCUUUGACUACAUCUGGAGAAUCGAAGGCCUGCCAUCAAGCCAGGAGGAGGGCAACUUUCGCUCUCAGUUUGAGGCAAAGGGCCUGGAAUGGGAAAUAUCGCUAUUGCUGGCUUCCGAUUCUCGUGAUCAAAGAAGCGUCAGCGUAAGACUGUACCUAAGAGGUGAUGCUCCUUGUGGUUGGGAAGAUAAUGCUGCAAAGCUCAGGCUCACAUACGCAAUCACUCUCUUCAAUCAAAACAGCUGCCGUCAGGACUGGCAACGAUCUGCAAUAAACACUUUCGCCGACCACCGUGACGGCAAGUGGAGCAUCAAGGAGUUCAUCGCUUCCGACGCCUUCAUGGACCCUUCCAACGGUUUCGUUGUCGAUGGCAGCUGCACACUAGGGGUUACACUGCUGAGAGUUCAUCUCCUGCGAGUGAAGAAAGAGUCGCUCCUGGUGCACCAUAGGCCUGUGAACCAUGAACAUACAUGGCUCGUCAGGAACUUCAUUACCAUGGAGCAUCAGUGCAUGCGUCGCGAAGAGUUUGAAGCUGCUGGAUGCCGCUGGUCCAUCUACCUGCACAGAAUUAGAGUUGAGCAUUACUCUCACGAUGACGUGGUUCUCUUUUUGAGCCUCGACUCGACGACAGCACAGAAGAAGUCGAUCACUGCGAGCUACCAGUUCCAGGUCAGAGGUUUAGCCAGCGGCUAUGAGUUUCGCAAUGCAUAUACAAAUGUGUUCGUGCCAGGACAAUGCCAUGGCGGCGAAUUGAGCAUCCCCUCUGACGGCUACGGCAAAUAUGGCUGGUCCUUUGAGGAAGAUACGUGGAGGGUGAGAAUGCGUCUGACUGUUAUUGGGUAUGUUGAAGCCAAGGGCAACGAUGUGAGGGCUUUGCAACUAGAGGACCCUUGAUCAUUUCACUAUUUACCCUAUAAAUUGUGGCGCUUGUUUUCUCUCUUUACCCCCUCCCCCCUCC
Messenger RNA from Setaria italica (foxtail millet), 2212 nucleotides. RefSeq lists its product as uncharacterized. Bases 1069 to 2148 code for a protein of 359 amino acids. The record is from RefSeq and is a predicted model, not a curated record. The transcript has 9 exons. NCBI's taxonomy places the organism in Eukaryota, Viridiplantae, Streptophyta, Magnoliopsida, Poales, Poaceae. Gene Ontology annotation, molecular function: protein binding.